Molecule: messenger RNA, 1294 nt
Organism: Caenorhabditis angaria
Lineage: Eukaryota; Metazoa; Nematoda; Chromadorea; Rhabditida; Rhabditidae
Source: the annotation of a GenBank genome assembly
AUGCGUGAAAGACCUCGCAUUUUUCUGAUACUUUUCACUGUUUCAACAACUUUGAUAUCAAAUAUUUGGGCGAGUUCAUUUCCAUGUGGUCCAAGUUUUGUGCCAUGCACUCAGAAACGAGCCUUUUCGGCGGUUUUACGUGAGUUCUGAUUUUGAAAAUCAAUUUUGAAAAAAUAUGAAAUGAAAAAGCAAGAAUUUGAACUCCAAUUUUUGAUUGAAUAAAAAAACUUUCCGAGAAUUUCAAUGUUCGUCAAAAAAAAAAACAAACAUUUCAAAUCAACUUGAAAAUUGUUCAAAAGUUUCAGAAUCUUGAGAAUAAACUGAUAAAUGAGGUCACAGCGUUUCAUGAAAAAAAACCCUUGAAUUUUUCUAAAAUUAUUAUUCAAAAAAUCAAACACUCAUAAAAUCCAGUUUCUAUCCAAUCUUUUCAAUCUUCAAAAGUGCGACUAGAUAAAAUCAGACCGGAAAUAUCUGGAUUACCCAACCUAGGCGUGAAUGAUUUCCAGAUUCACCAAGAUCUGAUAACUUUUCUCCAAAUUCAAUCGAUAAUCAUCUCAAAGAUGAGCUCAAAAAAUCGAUGAAAAAAGAGAUUGUCGAAAUUGCUGCAAUUGAAGCUAUCAACAUCACCGAAAAAUUAUUCAAUGAGACAGAAAAACAUAUGGCUGAUGAACUUUCGGAUACAAGUUUCAAGUCCUCGGAACUUGCAUGGUUACAGUAUACUUAUGCAGAUCAAUAUGCAAAAUAUUUAUCUUUUGCAGCUUUGUCCGCAAAUGUUGCUGCUCAAAAACUUAUCGAGUAUGUUGAAAGAUUUUUUCAUCAAGUUUUCGAAUAUUUUCAGAAAAAUUCCGAAAAAAAUGAAAAAGGCGAUCGAAUUCUUGCCAACUGAUCAAACCAAAAUGAAAGAUGUUUGUCCUAUCAGUCAAAUUGAAGAAUGUAUCAUCGGAAAAUAUCGGUGAGUUUCAGAAUUCACAAUUCACAAUAAAAAAUGUUUUGCAGAUCCUACACGGGGCUUUGCAAUAAUAUCAAGAAUCCGAGAAAUGGUGCAUCUUAUGAGAAACUUCAAAGAUUUUUACCAGCUGAUUAUGCAGAUAGUAUUAGUGCUCCACGAGUUGCGAAAUCUGGAAAUGAACUUCCUUCAGCUAGCGAACUUUCAGCCCUUUUUACACCUGCUCCAAAUGGUCAUUCAACUUGUUCACUUCUGAUCUCACCAUUUUUAUCAUUUCUUUAUGAUGAUAUGGUUCAUGUUCCAACAAAUCGGAUUUUUAAGAGUAAGUCACUUUUUUCCUGCCUUUAA